GAGGGAGAUCAUUGCAUUGUCAGAGCCACUGUGGUGUGAGGGUGGGCAGUGGAACCAUGGCCCAGUCCGUGUGGGGUUAUGACAGUGACAAUGGACCUGAGCACUGGCAUGAGAACUACCCCAUGGCCAAGGGAGACAAGCAGUCACCCAUUGAGAUCAACAGCAAAGAUGUGCAGCACGACUCUUCGCUUGCCUCUUGGCAUGCCAGUUACGAUCCUGGAGCAGCAAAAACCAUCCUGAACAACGGGCGCACCUGCCGAGUCGUCUUUGAUGACACUUUUGAUCGCUCAGUGCUGAGAGGUGGGCCACUCACUGGAGCCUACCGGCUGCGCCAGCUUCACUUGCAUUGGGGCUCCUCUGACGACCAUGGCUCUGAGCAUGUGAUAGAUGGGGUGAAAUAUGCAGCAGAGUUACACAUGGUGCACUGGAAUCCAAAACAUGGCAAUUUUGCUGGAGCUUUGAAACAACCUGAUGGUGUGGCUGUUGUGGGCAUUUUUCUGAAAGUUGGAAAAACUCCCAAACCAGAGAUGAAGAGAAUUCUUGAAGAAAUUGAUAACAUUAAGACCAAGGGCAAAGAGGCUCCUUUCCAGCACUUUGAUCCUUCAAUUCUUUUCCCCAAAUCUCGAGACUACUGGACCUAUCAGGGUUCAUUCACUACACCUCCCUGUGAGGAAUGCAUCACUUGGAUUCUCCUGAGGGAGCCAAUUGAAGUCAGCUCGGACCAGAUGGCGAAGCUCCGCAGCCUUUCCAAGAAUGGUGAGAAUGAACCUGUGAACCCACUAGUUGAUAACUGGCGCCCACCUCAGCCUGUGAAGGGCAGGAUAGUGAGAGCUUCAUUCAAGUGAAGUCCCAGGUGUCACUCUAAUGAACCCAAGUGAGAGCAUCCCUGCAUCCCAAAGCAUAAUUAGUUUUUGCUGUCUACUGCUUUUCCUCUGGAUCCAGGUCUGCGUUUCUCAGAUUGAAAUUCUGAGUGGUAAAAGUCAAUCUGAUUUUGAAAGCAGGCAAAAUAUUGUAUGCAAAUGCUAACCUUAAUCAGGAAAUGAGAGAUAAAUGUGAUUCCUGACCACAAAUGCCUCAGAUUUUGUGAUACUGUUACU
This is a messenger RNA of Pogoniulus pusillus (Red-fronted tinkerbird), 1097 nucleotides long. Its product is annotated as carbonic anhydrase 3-like. The transcript has 7 exons. Gene Ontology annotation, cellular component: cytosol. The record is from RefSeq and is a predicted model, not a curated record. Gene Ontology annotation, molecular function: carbonate dehydratase activity; zinc ion binding. Lineage: Eukaryota; Metazoa; Chordata; Aves; Piciformes; Lybiidae. The coding region runs from base 57 to 845 and encodes 262 amino acids.